ACUUUUCGCAUCUUAAAGAGUACAUUUUUUCGCUGCUAUGGUACGAAAAUGACCGUGGUAAAUAUGCUUCUAGUUUGCUUGUGUUUUCUGUCCGUGCAUCUUGGUUUAGGCCAGGAUUGUGAGAAAACCCGUUUUGGAAGCGUUAAUACCGAAGCGGAUGUCCAGCUUGGUGCCACAUUCAACGUUCAUCGGGGAGGUUCUGCCGGGUGCUCUGACGUAAUAAACCCCGAUGGAAUCCUCAGGCAGGAAGCGGCACAUUUUGCCGUUAAGAAAUUGAAUGCUGACAAAUUUCUGCCCGGAGUCACCUUUGGCAUUCGAACUUACGAUGACUGUGGGACACCCAAUGUUGGAGUGAAGAGAUUGGUAAAUUUUCUGGCUGAGAGAGAAAAAUUUACAGACGAAUCAGGGGACAUCUGCCCGGCAAAUGUGUCCUAUCCAGGUUUGAUCGGCAGUCUACAUAGUGACGUGACACAGGAGAUGGCUUCGUUUUUGACUAGCGUCAAGAAGCCCUUGGUAUCGUACGGCUCUCACAGCAACGCUCUGGGAGACAAGGAGCUCUAUCCACUUUUUCAAAGGACGGCUUCUAACGUUUCCUCUUAUGUCAAGGUCGUAAUGUCCAUCUUGAGAAAACUUGGCUGGACGCACGUGUCAAUAUUAGUUGGGAGUGAUCCGUACAGCAAGGGAGUGAAAGAAGAGAUUCUGCGCCAGGCGGAUCCAUCAGAUGCUAACAUUUGUGUGAUGAAGAUAAAAUCUGUAGCCGACAAAGACCCAAAGCCUGACUACCUGUCCAUCGUGAAGGACUUUACCGAGGCUUCCAAAAAAGGUGCACCUGGUGUGAUAGUGGUGGCCACGCCUAAAGUUGUCCGCGACUUUUUCACGGCAGUCGACGCAGCCAUACCAAUUGUUCCAGAGGCGGCAGAUUUGCAAUGGGUGAUGGCGCUUCCGUUUUUCUACGACGAAACCUACCAAUACUUGAGCAACGUGAUCAAAGGUUUGAUCUUCCCAAAGACGUACUCGCCUACUAUCGACGAAUUCAAGAAAUAUUUUGUAUCUUUGACCCCAGAAAACAACGACGACAACCCAUUCUUUAGCAAAUAUUAUGCACAGCAAUACAAAUGUUCGCAUUAUACGUACUGCGACACGUUAAAACCACAAAUUGGCGCAGACGACUUCGUCGCCGAGACUAUUGCAGCAGUGUACACGUACGCGCACGGCUUGAGAAACGCCCACAAAGACUUAUGUACUGGACCUGGACUAUGCCACGCCCUUGUGAACCUACCAGCCAGUGAUCUUAUGGUUUAUCUGCGAGCUGUUGAGUUUACCCAGCUAGACGGAAGAAUCAUGGCGUUCACAGAAACUGGUGAGGCGCGCUUCCCAAAGUACAGUGUGUACAAUAUCCAGCUGACGGGCAAAUCAUUGGAUAUUAAAGAGGUUGGAACAUGGAAGAGUGGUUAUUUGGAAAUCAUAAGUCCUAUCAAAAUGUAUGAUAGGAAAGGCAAAGAAACCGCUAAACACAUUCCAUCCACGUGCACUGAAAACUGUCAUGAGUGCCUACAUACUGUUGACAGAAUCUCUGAGAUUCCAGGAGGUGACGUCCAAUUAUUAGGUGUCUUCAAUGCUCACUCCAAAGGGAGCAACGGCAGAGACUGCAGUAAGAGUGUCGAUGAAAUAGGGGUUCUUGCUGAGGUAGAAGNCAUACACUUGCUGACCAAAACCAUGAGUAAGGUUUUAACCAUCAUCUAUGUUAAAUUUUAA
This is a messenger RNA of Lingula anatina, 1755 nucleotides long. RefSeq lists its product as uncharacterized. Gene Ontology annotation, cellular component: membrane. Gene Ontology annotation, biological process: G protein-coupled receptor signaling pathway. Lineage: Eukaryota; Metazoa; Brachiopoda; Lingulata; Lingulida; Lingulidae. The record is from RefSeq and is a predicted model, not a curated record. Gene Ontology annotation, molecular function: G protein-coupled receptor activity.